UGAGGGAAGGGACGAAAGGGGCGGCGGCACCGCCGAUCUGCGCUCCCCGGGGCCGCGGGGGGUGGCGGGGAGGCGGCAGCGCUGCGCCGGCGGCACCGCUGCCGGGGCACCGGGCUUGGCCCCGGCGCUUGGCCCGUUGCGAGCGGCAGACAAAGAGGUGCCGUGGCAGCGCCUUCCCCGCCGGCUAACGGGCACACCCCGCCGGGACCGUGCCGGUGUCCUCGGGCCCGUCUCGUGGCAGGGUGACAUCCCUCCCGGAGCGUGGGUGAUGUGGAUCGGGGGAAGGCCGGGCUGGCCCCUCAGGACCGUGUAUCCUCCCGCGACGUGCCCGGGACGAGCGGCACUGCUGCCCCUUCUCCAUCCCGCUGACAGAUCCCCGCCACCCCGCGGGGCGCUGCUCUGCCCGCUCCCGGAGCUGGCAGCGUCCCUGUGCCGCUGCGGGUCACACCGGGCCAUUGGCACAGAUAUUCCGGGAUUCUGCUGUUGCCUGCGGGGAGCGGAAGCCCAGCAGCAGAAAGGCCUGCAUUGAUCUGUCAGAGCUUGCCUGCCAGCCCGUGCCCACCCUGGCCAAGUCCGGAUUAUUGAAACGUGCAAACGUUUCCUUUAUUUCUGCUCAGAACUCGACAUAACCAUAUAGGAAGAGACUGGAGUGAAGUGCUGGUAACGGAGAGUGUUCAGAACAGGUGUUGUAAAAAACAGAGAUGAGAGCUCAUUGUAGCCACAAUGGCAACGUCAUCUGAAGAAGUGUUGCUGAUAGUGAAGAAGGUGCGUCAGAAGAAGCAGGAUGGGGCCCUGUACCUGAUGGCUGAGCGCAUUGCCUGGGCACCCGAGGGCAAGGACCGCUUCACCGUCAGCCACAUGUAUGCAGACAUCAAAUGCCAGAAAAUCAGUCCAGAAGGUAAAGCUAAAAUUCAGCUGCAGCUGGUAUUGCAUGCAGGGGACACAACCAACUUCCACUUCUCCAAUGAAAGCACAGCAGUGAAGGAGCGGGAUGCGGUCAAGGAUCUUCUUCAGCAGCUCUUGCCCAAGUUCAAAAGGAAAGCUAAUAAAGAACUUGAGGAGAAGAACAGAAUGCUGCAAGAAGAUCCUGUUUUGUUUCAGCUCUAUAAAGACCUUGUUGUGAGCCAAGUAAUCAGUGCUGAAGAAUUCUGGGCCAACCGUUUAAGCCUGAAUGCAGGGGAUAAUUCUGCAGCACCUAAUAAGCAGGAUGUGGGCAUCUCUGCAGCAUUCCUGGCUGAUGUACGGCCUCAGACAGACGGCUGCAACGGGCUGAGGUACAACUUGACUUCAGAUAUUAUUGAAUCCAUAUUUCGGACAUACCCUGCAGUAAAAAUGAAAUAUGCAGAGAAUGUUCCACAUAACAUGACUGAGAGGGAAUUCUGGACACGAUUUUUUCAGUCUCAUUAUUUUCAUCGGGACAGGCUCAAUACAGGCUCAAAAGACCUCUUUGCAGAAUGUGCCAAACUGGAUGAGAAAGGGUUAAAAGCAAUGGUGUCUCAAGGAGUGAAAAACCCUCUGAUAGAUUUAACAGCUUUGGAAGAUAAAACAUUAGAUGAAGGCUAUGGUGUUGCUUCUGUGGCCUCUACAUCAAAUGCCUCAAAGUCUGCUAGAGAAAGCAGCAAUGCUGCCAUCAUAAAACGCUUUAAUCAUCAUAGUGCCAUGGUCCUUGCAGCUGGCCUCAGGAAACAAGAAGCACAAAAUGACCAUUACAGUGAGACCAGCAGUACGGAUGGAAACUCCAGGGAUUCAGAUUUCUUUCAGCCACCACUGAAAAAGGUAAAACUGCAGGAGGCCAUUGAAUACGAAGAUUUAUCAAAGAAUAAUAGCGUUAAAACUAUUGCACUAAACUUAAAGAAGUCUGAUAGGUAUUACCAUGGUCCAACUCCAAUUCAAUCACAGCAAUAUGCAACCAGUCAGGAUAUAAUUAAUUCAUUUCAGAGUAUUAGACAAGAAAUGGAAGCAUAUGUACCCAAACUAACUCAGGUUCUUUCAAGUGGUGAUGCUGCCAGCACUAUUGCAGUCCUGUCACCUGGAGGAGCACUUAUGCAGGGUGGAACACAGCAAGCCAUAAACCAGAUGGUGCCAAAUGACAUUCAGUCUGAACUAAAACACUUGUAUGUGGCAGUAGGGGAGCUGCUACGACACUUCUGGUCCUGCUUUCCUGUUAACACGCCAUUCCUAGAAGAAAAGGUUGUGAAAAUGAGGAGCAACUUGGAAAGAUUUCAGGUUACAAAGCUCUGCCCAUUCCAAGAAAAGAUUCGGCGACAAUAUUUAAGCACAAAUUUGGUAAGUCAUAUAGAAGAGAUGCUGCAGACAGCCUACAAUAAGUUCCACACGUGGCAGUCCCGGCGCAUGCUGAAGAAGACGUGAGGGCACAUCCUGUACAGGUCUGAGAGCAAAGCCUGCAAUAGGGUAGGACUACAGCCUAGGUAUGUGCAGAUCUUAGAGUUGUUGCAGGAAGACCUGCAAGCUGUGGACUUCUGGAAACGAUGCUAACUGAACUUGCACAUUUUUGAAAAAGAACUGAGAUUAAACUUGAAAACUGGGGAGAAAAACAAGGAAGAACCAAAACGGAAGAGCUGAGGCGCAAAUAUAUUUAAGAGACACUGUUUACUGCAGUUACUCAGGAACUGCUUUUGAUUUGCAUAAAAAGCUGCUUUCAGAAAUAAAAAAUUUAAAGAGGGUGUAUUAAUUAAAUUUGUUUUUCUGUCUAAUUUUUUUUUAAGAAGUGUAUGGCACAGGGUAGAUCUCAAAAGUUUUUCUUCACUGGAUUCUGACAUUUUCUUGAAUUCUGUUUGUACUUCCUGCAACAGUUUAACAAUGAUGUUUUAAAACAUAGCUGAGACUGUUUUUGCUUCAAACGUCUGGGAGAGUGUAGCUGUCAGAAGACAAGUUCCUGCCAUAUGUUUCCCCACCAAUUGGAAGCGAGAGACAUUGCACUGAAAGCUGUUCAUGGUCUGGGGUCCCUAAAGGUACACAGGGGCAAGCUUUUGCCUGAAGUCUUCGAUUUUUAUGCAAAAAUUUUCCAGCCAUCAGUUUUGCAUGUUUCCUUUUGAGUGCAAGUGUGUGCUACUGCAAUAUUUUUUUUUUUUAUGGUGGCAUUUGUUCUGAGGAGAGAAUGCAUUUUUAAAAAUGAAGUUAAAUAAAGUUUCUUACAAAAGAAGUCAUUUAUUUUCAAUUCUUAGGCAUUUUUUAUUUCUUCUCCUAAAUCUGUUUUCCUUCACCCUUCCCUUUUGACUAUUAUACUGUUUUUGGCGAAUUGAUAAUCAUUGCAAAGAGGAAAGUAUGUUAUUUACACGGUGUCCAUAGGUAUUGGGAAUCUGUGCCAUACUUUGUUCUAAAUAGAAUCAGUUCACAGUUUCAGACCAACUUGUCUUGUAUUAUAUGUGACUUAAAUGCAAAGUUACCCCCUUUUCUAGAAUAUAUGCAGUUUAAUGACAACCUUGUAUUUUUUUGUCACUUUGACUGGACAACAGCCCUGUAUGGGCUACUGAACUUUUUCUUACUUCAGAUUAAAUGUGACUGUUAAAGAUGUAUCUACUACAAAGACAGAUCAGACUGACAAUAUGUAUUCAAAGCAAGCACAGCAGUGUUCAGUACAGCAGAAGAAAUUCCCCAAACCUGCAUGAUGGCUUAAUACUACAUUUUGGUAUGAUGCUAAGACAUGGUAGUAUGAUGUUGGGUGGAUAAUUUUUGAGAAUUCCUACAGCAGGAAAGAUGUAUUGGUGUAGCCAAGUGGGUGCUUGUUCUGUGCUGCUGCUCUGUUUAUGCAAGAGGGGUUUUUUCUUUAACUGGUGCAUGGAAGUCAGCAGCUUCUUUUGACCCUUUUCUUUCAGAUUUCUGUAUUAUGCUAUAAUAUUUUGGUAAAAGCUGAGUUUUAGUUAAGCAUCCCUGUCUGCACCAAAGCCCUGUUCAGAACUGUGUGCAGAUUGUUCAGCCUCGUUCCCUGUGUGCUGCUGCAGAUCUGUGCAUGAUCCCUGCUCUGCACCGUCCGCGUGGUUCUGCUGCAAGAAAUGACUGGGCUCAGCCAGAGAUGCUCGCUGGUCUUGACAGGGUGAAAGCAUCACUGGGAAUAAACAGAUGUACUACAGCAUUUGGGGGAUGAGGUGCACAUCUUGUCAAGAGUUACCUCUUUUGAGAACUAAACUUUCUCUAAAAUUUAGGCUUAGGGUGUGGCUUCAUGAAGCCAAAUUCCCUUCUAAGUGCAGGCAGCUCCCAGAAAAAAAAGGGUAGUUUUGUUCUCCCCCAAUCCAAAGCAUUUGGUCUAGCAAUUCUGAGGCCAAAUUCCAACUGUUCCUUGAAAGCUAGCACACCUUUCCUCAUAUCAGAGGGCUAGGGUCAAGAAAACAGGUCUGAUUGACAUUCUAACUGUGCCUGAAGCUAUGAACAACACAUUUAAAUAUGAGACUGCGCUGAGACUUCAUUUAAAUCCUAGGAGGGUUUUGAAUAUGGAACUAAUUCACCUUUAAUUGGAAUGUAUUUAGUGUUCCUGGAAAGACUGGGCAAAGUGGUUAACAUGGUGAAAAACUGUCAGUGCAUCACAAGAACAUUUUCCAGCUCCAAGGACUGAUGUUUAUAACCAUUUUGGGGAUGGUAUUGCAAUAGCUUUAAGUUAUUAUAAUGAUAUCAGGCUGUCAAAAUGUACCUUAAUGACCAGAACUAGGGGGAGGAGGACUAUGAUACUAAAUUCAACAGUUUUGCCUAGAGACUGUACAGGCAAGGCUGCUAUGCACUUCAUAUUGCUUUUUCAGGUAUUGUGGCAAUAAGGCACAGGCCCCUCCUCAAGGAAAGGGAGGUAAACUAAAUAUUCUUUCUACAUUGUGUUCCCCUUUUCUGUAGCAUGGUCCAAAACACAGAUUCAUUCCUUAAAUUUUGAAACUGAAUCAUCAUGCAUUAUAUUACUAUUGGAAUCUUUAUACUGACUUGUAUUUUUAAUGAGAAUUCAUAAAACUUGUAUCAUUGGCAUUGAUCUAAGAUUUGUAGAAUAAACCCUACUGAAUUCUGAA
Molecule: messenger RNA, 5006 nt
Organism: Motacilla alba alba
Lineage: Eukaryota; Metazoa; Chordata; Aves; Passeriformes; Motacillidae
Gene: GTF2H1
Product: general transcription factor IIH subunit 1
Exons: 15
Coding region: 724-2370 (548 amino acids)
Biological process (GO): transcription by RNA polymerase I; transcription by RNA polymerase II; nucleotide-excision repair
Cellular component (GO): transcription factor TFIIH core complex; transcription factor TFIIH holo complex
Source: RefSeq, a predicted model, not a curated record